Molecule: messenger RNA, 687 nt
Organism: Gastrolobium bilobum
Lineage: Eukaryota; Viridiplantae; Streptophyta; Magnoliopsida; Fabales; Fabaceae
Product: monothiol glutaredoxin-S9
Exons: 2
Coding region: 205-504 (99 amino acids)
Cellular component (GO): cytoplasm; nucleus
Source: RefSeq, a predicted model, not a curated record
CUCAUUUCAAAUAACCUCAAGCUUCAUAUAAUUUUCUAUUUUCCAAAUCUCCUCCUUAGACUGCAAACCCAAUACAACCAUUGGAUCGAAUUCUGUUUGGAUUCGGUCUAAUGGUUUGGGAGUUCUAAUAAGUCUAAGUUUUCUCUGGAACAGAAUUCUGUACAUAUUUAGAAGAACUUGUACUUGAUAAGUAUCAGGAACAAGAUGGACAAGGUGAUGAGGAUGGCCUCCGAAAAGGGUGUGGUGAUUUUCACAAAGAGCUCUUGUUGCCUCUGCUAUGCAGUCAACAUUCUGUUUCAAGAACUUGGGGUGAGUCCAGUGGUUCAUGAAAUUGACAAAGACCCUGAAGGCAGGGAAAUGGAGAAAGCUCUGUCGAGGUUAGGCUGUACUACACCUGUCCCUGCUGUGUUCAUAGGAGGGAAGCUAAUGGGAUCCACCAAUGAAAUCAUGUCCCUCCACCUAAGUGGUUCACUGACUCAAUUGCUUAAACCAUAUCAAGCUUAAUCUUCAAAAAAGAAACACAAAAAAUUGUUCCUGAUACCUUGCUGGAAGAAUAAACUGGCUUGAAUCAGUAGAGUAGUGAGCUUAAUAUUGAUAUUCUAUCUAGUGUUUUAUUAUUUAUGUCUGAAGCGCUUUCUAUUAUUUGAUUAGCUAUAAUGUAAUCUGAUAAAUUAUUCUUAAUGAAGU